Hyla sarda is the source of this 1993-nucleotide messenger RNA. RefSeq names its product serine hydroxymethyltransferase 2 (gene SHMT2). Bases 126 to 1616 code for a protein of 496 amino acids. The record is from RefSeq and is a predicted model, not a curated record. Lineage: Eukaryota; Metazoa; Chordata; Amphibia; Anura; Hylidae. Gene Ontology annotation, cellular component: mitochondrial matrix; BRISC complex; cytosol. Gene Ontology annotation, biological process: folic acid metabolic process; regulation of oxidative phosphorylation; protein homotetramerization. The transcript is spliced from 12 exons. Gene Ontology annotation, molecular function: zinc ion binding; mRNA 5'-UTR binding; cobalt ion binding.
CGACGCAUGCGCAGUUCAACGCACUAGUAGCGUGGCAAGUCGCCAGUGCGCAGCCUCAGUCACACGUGUUUCUCCGGUGCUGCUGCUGCAGAUCGCUGCUGUGCGGGAGGCCCCGGUCACGGAUCAUGUUACCGUUCUCGUUACGGCGCCUGGCCCAGCCUUUAAGAAGAUGCAGCCAUAUUCGAAACCAACAUACAAAACCAGCAUCUCAAGCUGGGAACCAGUUCUGGAACGGGCAAGAAAGCUUGGCUGAGAAUGAUCCUCAAAUGUGGGACCUUGUACAGAAGGAGAAGGACAGGCAAUGUCGUGGACUAGAGAUGAUUGCCUCCGAGAAUUUCUGCAGUCGAGCAGCUUUGGAAGCACUUGGUUCCUGCCUCAACAACAAAUACUCUGAGGGCUAUCCUGGGAAGAGGUAUUAUGGAGGAGCUGAGGUGGUGGAUCAAAUAGAGUUGCUGUGUCAACGCCGUGCAUUGGAGGCCUUCAGUUUGGACCCAGAAAAGUGGGGUGUAAAUGUGCAGCCAUAUUCUGGGUCUCCAGCCAACUUUGCAGCAUAUACAGCUCUGCUUCAGCCACAUGACCGCCUCAUGGGGCUUGAUCUUCCAGAUGGAGGGCACUUAACCCACGGAUACAUGUCUGAUGUCAAGCGCAUUUCUGCUACCUCUAUAUACUUUGAAUCUAUGCCUUACAAGCUAAAUCCAGCUACUGGGUUGAUCGACUAUGACCAACUGGAGGUGACAGCCCGACUCUUCCGUCCAAAACUCAUCAUCGCUGGGACAAGCGCCUAUGCAAGACUGAUCGAUUAUGCCAGGAUGAGGAAGAUAUGUGAUGACGUGAAGGCGUACCUACUGGCUGACAUGGCACACAUCAGUGGUCUUGUAGCAGCGAGAGUUAUUCCAUCUCCUUUUGAUCAUGCCGAUGUGGUCACCACUACAACCCACAAGACUCUCCGAGGAGCCAGGUCUGGACUGAUAUUUUACCGUAAAGGUGUGAAAUCGGUGGAUAAGAAAACUGGAAAAGAAAUUCUUUACAACUUUGAAGAUAAAAUCAACUUUUCAGUUUUCCCUUCCAUCCAGGGAGGUCCUCAUAACCAUGCGAUAGCGGCUGUAGCCGUGGCACUAAAGCAGGCCAGUUCUCCGAUGUUUCAGGAAUAUGCCGCACAGGUCCUGAAAAAUGCCAAGGCCAUGGCCGCCUCCCUGCUCAAGAAGGGUUACACGCUGGUAUCAGGAGGUACUGAUAACCAUCUGGUGUUAGUAGACCUGAGGCCCAAGGGUCUGGAUGGAGCACGAGCUGAGAGGGUGCUGGAACUUGUGUCUAUAACUGCUAACAAGAACACGUGUCCUGGUGACAAGAGUGCUCUUACUCCUGGUGGUCUGAGGCUGGGUGCUCCUGCUCUUACGUCCCGGAAUUUCAGAGAGGCAGACUUUGAAAAAGUUGUUGAUUUUAUUGAUGAUGGCAUCAAGAUUGGUCUUGAUGUGAAAAGCAAGACAGCUAAAUUGCAAGAUUUUAAGAACUUCCUUUUGGAGGACCAAGACACAGUACAUCGCAUUGCAGAUCUCCGUCAACGUGUAGAGAAGUUUGCCCGUGCCUUCCCUAUGCCAGGGUUUGAGGAGCGUUAAACUUACGAGAACAAAGGCUACUUCAUUCUGCUGUCUGUGCCCUGUCUGUACCUUUUCCUUUAGACACUCUUUCCCAUUACGUACUAUGCAUUGCUCCUUCUCCAAAUCUUUUUCUACUUUUCUGCUUUUUCUGACGCAGACUUUUUCCUCCAGGAUCGCUUUUACAUGCAAGAACUCAAUAUAGGACUCUAUGGACAGAUUGUGCAGCCGCGGCAAUGAAUGUUGUGGUGGCAUUUGUAGACUGCAGUGUCUAGUGAAGGUCAAUAAAAGCAAUAACAUCCAUUGUGUGGACUCCUUUCCCAUCUUAAAUGAAGACUUGCCAACAAGUACAACCUCAGCCUUUUUUUUUUUUUUUUUUUUUUUUUUAAACUUUGCCA